Molecule: messenger RNA, 1980 nt
Organism: Acanthosepion pharaonis
Lineage: Eukaryota; Metazoa; Mollusca; Cephalopoda; Sepiida; Sepiidae
Source: the annotation of a GenBank genome assembly
AUGUAUUCAUACGCACACCGUAUAAAUAACGCAUCAACUUUUUGCCAGUCAUUGGUUCACCGAUGUAAGAUUCGUUCGCAUCAUCGACAACGGUCUGUACGCCGUCUAUCUUACCCGAGUAUAAUCAGCAAGAUUCCGGGCAAAAACAGAAGGGAGAACGGUUGUGGAGCUUUUGUUCAGGGCGGCUGUUCUGGUCUCUUUUAUAUAGAAAGCCCUGAGGGCUUCUGCCCAUCGGCUAAGAGCAGGUGUUCCUAUUGGCCAGACUGUUUACGCCAAAUAAGCACUGCAGCUCCAGAACUGUUGUCCAAUCCUUGUCAAAAGAAGCUUGUUGCCCAGCUGAUUGCUGAUCGCAAGAAAAAUGGAUGUGAAGAUGCCUUCUUUAUUUGUAACAUUGGCGACGUCAUUGAGAAAUACUGCAAUUGGAAUGUCAAACUUCGAAGGAUCAAGCCCUUUUACGCGGUAAAGUGCAAUGAUGAUCCUCUUGUCCUCAGGACCCUUGCAAACCUUGGUACUGGGUUCGAUUGUGCAAGCAAGAAUGAGAUCAACAAAAUUCUUAACUUGGGUGUUUCUAGCGACCGCAUAAUUUAUGCCAACCCUUGUAAGCAGAAAUCCUUUAUUAGGUUUGCUGCAAAGAAUGACGUCUCUUUAAUGACCUUUGACAAUGAAGCUGAGCUCUACAAAGUGAAAGACCUCUACCCUGAUGCAAGGCUGGUAAUUCGAAUCUUGCCUCCCAGCGACUACAAGGUACAGUGUGAGCUCAGCAUGAAAUUUGGUUGCCUGCCUAAAAAUGCAGGCCGUCUUCUAGAGAAGGCAAAAGAGCUUGGGCUGAAUGUUGUUGGGGUCAGCUUCCAUGUUGGUAGUGGCUGCCAGGAUGCUCGAGCUUUUGAAGCAGCCAUCACAGAUGCCCGUACUGUGUUUAACAUUGGUGAAAGUCUUGGAUUCAACUUCACAAUCCUUGAUAUUGGUGGUGGAUUCCCUGGACACAAAAUUCCAGAGAUUACCUUUGACGAGAUUGCCAAUGUUGUGAAUGACUCUUUGGACUUGCAUUUCCCUCCUUCCUGCGGGGUCACAAUUAUGGCCGAGCCUGGGCGCUAUUUUGUCUCUUCAGCAUUCACGAUUGGAGUUAAUGUCAUUGCAAUGAGGGUAAAAAGUAGGGACCAGGAUGAACGGGGAGCAGACAGAGAGCCAGAUGCAAAUGACGAACCACAUUACAUGUAUUACGUAAAUGAUGGCGUUUAUGGCUCCUUCAGCUGUAUCUUGUUGGACCAUGCAAAAGUGGUUCCGAAUGUAAUCACGGACCUGUCUGACUCAAUGUUAUACAGCUGCAGUGUGUGGGGCCCAACUUGUGAUGGCAUUGACUGUAUCCAGUCAGAAUGUCACCUUCCAGCUCUCGAAGUUGGUGAUUGGAUCUAUUUCGAAAACAUGGGAGCCUAUACUUCCUGCUCUGCCUCCAAGUUUAAUGGCAUGCCAGAGCCCAAGUAUUACUACUUUUGUGACAAUGUCCUAUGGGACAAAGUGGCUUGGAAAGAGCGCAACUGCUCCACUCUUUCUUUCCACUCUCCUCCCCACCUUUUCUCUCCUCCUCCACUCUUUCUCCUCCCCUCCCUCCACUCUUCCUCCCUCCACUCCCUCCCUUUCUCCUCCACUCUUUUUCUCCUUCUCCUCCCUCCACUCCUCCUCCACUCCUCCCCUCCACUUUUCUCCUCCCUCCACUCUUUCUCCUCCCUCCACUCUCCUCCCUCCUCCCCUCCACUCUUUCUCCUCCCUCCACUCUCCCUUCCACUCUUUUCCUCCCUCCACUCUUUCUCCUCCCUCCACUCUUUCUCCUCCUCCCUCCUCCUCCCUCCACUCUUUCUCCUCCCUCCACUCUUUCUCCUCCCUCCACUCUUUCUCCUCCCUCCACUCUUUCUCCUCCCUCCACUCUUUCUCCUCCCUCCACUCUUUCUCCUCCCUCCACUCUUUCUCCUCCCGAUUAAAUAA